This is a messenger RNA of Trichoderma asperellum CBS 433.97, 768 nucleotides long. RefSeq lists its product as uncharacterized. The record is from RefSeq and is a predicted model, not a curated record. Gene Ontology annotation, molecular function: ATP binding; protein kinase activity. NCBI's taxonomy places the organism in Eukaryota, Fungi, Ascomycota, Sordariomycetes, Hypocreales, Hypocreaceae. Gene Ontology annotation, biological process: protein phosphorylation.
AUGCUAAAAGAAAUCGAUAAAUAUUGUGUUUAUGAGAGCAUGACUAUCCCUGGGAAGCCAACCACUUGGCAUGUAAUGGACUGGGAUCGGAGGCGGGUGAUUUCCCUCGUCACCCCAACCGACUGUCAAGGGGAUCCAGACAUACCUGGGAAAUAUUUUGAAAGGCACAUUGAUUCUCUCCCACUUGAUACUUAUAAGAUUUACGUGUCAGAGACCGGCGACCUUCGAGUUUCUACAGACCCAAAAGACAACGCCUGGAUCUCUAUCAUACGACCUAAGGUGGAGGAUCUCCAGCUUCAGAAGCCUCUUAGCAUUGAAACCGUUAAGCGAACCGAAUUGUGCGAAAUAUCUCGCUUGGGCCGAGGUCUUGACCUCGUUUCGUACGGCACUAGAGAAGAGAGGAGAGUCGUCUUCAAGUAUGUGCUCAUCCUUCAGGGUUCUGAUCGAUUCUGGACAGAGUUGAAUGUUUGGAUCCGGCUUUCCCACCAUCUGAAUAUCGUUCCAAUUGAUAAAAUUGUACUGGACGAGAUACAUGGCCAGAUUGUUGGCUUUACAACUCCCUAUAUACCAGGUGGCUCGCUGGAAGAUAAUCCGUCACGAGGAUUCAAGCUCAAGUGGCUCAAGCAGCUCAUUCAGGCCGUGGAUGAUUUGAACCUCAAACAUGGAAUCGUCCAUGACAAUAUCAUGGCCCGGCAUCUUCUUAUCGAUCCAGAGAUGGACGACUUACUACUAAUUAACUUUAAUUUCGCUCGCCGCAUAGCUGGUCCU